This is a messenger RNA of Drosophila kikkawai, 2675 nucleotides long. RefSeq names its product torn and diminished rhabdomeres (gene tadr). The record is from RefSeq and is a predicted model, not a curated record. Gene Ontology annotation, biological process: L-ornithine transmembrane transport; L-arginine import across plasma membrane. Gene Ontology annotation, cellular component: plasma membrane. Lineage: Eukaryota; Metazoa; Arthropoda; Insecta; Diptera; Drosophilidae. Gene Ontology annotation, molecular function: L-arginine transmembrane transporter activity; L-ornithine transmembrane transporter activity; L-lysine transmembrane transporter activity.
UUUGGGCAAGCGGUUUCGCGUUAACACCGUCGAAAUUUUCACGAAUUUUCCCAGGUUACGUGUCAAGGAGGAAGUCUCUGACUCCGAACGCGUGUGUGAGCCAAUUAAAGGCCAAAAAGCUCAUCACCAAUUGUGCCUGUGGCCCAGUGUCAGGUGUUAAAGUUCUUUUCUGUUACCAAAAGUUACCAAAAAAAAAUUAAAGAUCAACCAACCCUUGGGCUGAAAAUAAUGCCAGCCCCUAGCCUACGAUUUUGAAUCUGGCCAAGUGCCAGAGCUGAAAAGGAAAACCCGCAAAAGCGAUAUCAUCAUGUCAAGUGGCAGCCUGCUGGACGUCCUCUGCAAUGGAAGUGGCGCCCGCCUGGCUCUAGGAACCUCGGUAAUAUCCUAUCUGAUUGUCUACAAUGAGGCCUCGGCGCCGUGUCUGCUCUUUGCUGUUGUUUUGGCCACUAUUCAUGGUACCAUGGCAGCUCGUUGCAAAACCAGUCUGCGCAGCCUGCAAAUGCCUUAUGUGAGGGCCACAAAUAAAUUCGACUUUGGCUGCCUUUUUUUGGCCAUUUGGCUGGAUGCCUUGGCCGCCAUGUGUGCCUGUGCUGCCUUGGCCAGGACCCUGAGUGCUUGUCUAGAUGCCAUGACAGGGGGUUUGGCAAGGAUCCUAAUACUGGGCCGCAAUGCACCCACGAACGAGCCCUGGCCGGAUGUGCUUGGGGUCUCUGCUGUCUUCCUAGUCACGGGCAUGUUCAUGCUGGGCCUAGAGCACUCGAGGGCCUUCAGCCUCAUCCUGACACUUGGCAUGUUUGGCCUGAACGCCAUUCUCAGCGCCGUGGGUUGGUGGCGGGGCGAUCUUGUGGCCUGGUCGUCGGAGCACUCCUUCCAGCCGGAUGGCAUUAGCAGCGUCUUCCUGGCCGCCGCCCUACUCACGUACUCCUUCCCCAGCGAUUGGCCGCAACAGCAUCGGAGUAGAAGGUUCACCAUUACCUUAAUCACCGGAUUGGUCAGCAUUUCGCUACUGCUGACAGCCAUUUGUCUUUCCACAGUAGUUCACUACAAAACCCACGAGGACUAUGUGGCCGUGCCUUUGUUCAACAUCCUGGAUGAGAGUGGCUUCCACAAGUUGGUUCCUGCCUCGGCUUGCAUGUUGCUUCUAACCAGUUCAGCGGCUUUUUUGGAGCUCUUUCCGGAGCUUUAUGGGAUUGUGGUACGGUUGGCCACCUCGGAAUGGCGGAUACUGUCCAAGCAGAUCAGCUACGAGAGCUCAGAGAGUGGCAAUCCCGUGUUGGCUGUUUUUAUAGCCGGAAGCAUGUGUGCCAUGUUGGCCUUUGCCUGUCCCUUGCAGCAUUUGAGUUAUACCUUGGCUGCUGGCCAUAUGGGUGGGGUGUUCCUGAGGGCUUUUUAUUUGCUAUAUACCCCCUAUAGACCCAAGUUCAUGGCACCUAGUAGCGAGUCUUCACUGUCAUACAGUAGAUUGUCCACAGCACCAAUAGCCAAGAGUAGUAGCUGCAGCAGUGCAGCAACCUCCAGCUCUAGUCGCUUGAAGAGAAGCCUCUGGAACCUAGGUUUGCCCAAGCAUUCGGGUUUGAAGAAGCCCAAGUCGAAGCCUAGGAACAAGCAGGAGUUGGAGAAGGAGUGGCUGCUGUUGGGUGAGCCCACAUCACCUUGUCCGCAAAGAGAGGGCAGGGAUGUGGAGUCUACUAUACUGUCUGAUGGAGAGCCGCCGCCCUCUGACUUUGAGUAUCCUGAAAAGUUUGACAAAAGCGAUUCAGACACCUCCACGGACAUAGAUGCCAUUGUGGAUGAGUAUCGCGAGAAGAUCAAGGUAACCACAGCAGGUCCCUUGGAGCGCAGCGUGCGAGUGCCCACUGUGAGUUCUUGGAGGGUCACCAUCUUUGCCAUUGUGGUCAUUGCCUUGGGCAUAGCUCUCUGCGUCGCUGGUUUGAUGAUGCACUGGGCACCGGCAACCCUGACCGGCGGCAUUGGCGUUCUCAUUGUGACAUUUAUGAUGGGUUUUAUACCCAAAUAUACGGGCAGUGUGAUCAAUGUGAGUCCCGUGCUCUGUGGCAUGUCCUUGCUGAUGGGCGUGAUCCUGUUCAGCGGCUGUGCCGUUCACUCCUGGCCCGGUUUGCUUAUCUGGCUAAUGGCUGGACUGAUAUUGGUCAUCAGAUGCGACAAGUACUGUUGCAAUUGCUUUGAGCACACGACCAUGCUGAAUGCCCAACUGAUACCCAGUGUCUCGGGGAAAACGAACCCGGGUUCGGCUUCAGGUUCUACAUCAAACUUGGCAGGUCCUUCGACCAGCAUAAGGAUACCCAGGCCACCGAAGGGGGUGGGUGUGGUCAGUCUGCCGCAGCGCAUCAAUGGGCACAGGUGACAGUCGGAGUCCUCGGAGGAGGAGGGCGAGGACCUGUUCCACGAGGAUUUCAAUGUAAGGGACUUUGAUGAGGAGGAUGACGAGGAUUGCUGGACUGAUUAAGUAGCUGCGCUGCCUUUGGAAAUUUACUUGGAAAACUCUCAACUUGCUAAGCCGCAGGAUGAUAAGGAAGAGCCAGCUUCCAGCCAUGUUUGCCUGACAUUUUCUAGCUAGCUAAAAAGGAUUGUCGAAAUUUACCUAAACACGUAUUUUAUGUAAUUCUAGUUAGGCCUUGCUCUCUACAAAUAUAAGUUCCAAAUAAAAUACAAUU